Molecule: messenger RNA, 1128 nt
Organism: Colletotrichum graminicola M1.001
Lineage: Eukaryota; Fungi; Ascomycota; Sordariomycetes; Glomerellales; Glomerellaceae
Product: NADH:flavin oxidoreductase/NADH oxidase
Exons: 3
Coding region: 1-1128 (375 amino acids)
Molecular function (GO): oxidoreductase activity; FMN binding
Source: RefSeq, a predicted model, not a curated record
AUGGCCCCCAUGACCCGCAACCGCGGAGUGCCACUCACAGAGGGCACUUCCGAGAAACCGAACCGAGAGGGCCUCGAAAGGAGGCCUGCUCAUCACCGAAGGAAUCCCGCCCUCGCUGAAGCAAGCGGGAUGCCAGGCGUGCCCGGUAUAUUCCAUCCGUCACAAAUUGGCGGCUGGCGGCAUGUUGUGAGGGGUGUCCAUGACAGGGGUGACUUCAUCUACGCUCAGCUGUGGCACGCCGGUCGGGCAACGAUUCCGCACAUGACGGGAUCCCCGACAUUGAGUGCUUUUGCGACGCCGUGGGAUGAUGAUGAAAAGUUCCCCUUCCGAGACCCCGUCACGAAGGAGAAGAUAUCGUAUAAGGACCAUCCACCUCAGGCCAUGUCCCUGGAGGACAUGGACCGCACCGUUGCCGACUUUGUCACUGCAGCUAGGACCGCUAUCGAAGUUGGCUUUGAUGGCGUCGAGAUCAACGGCGGUAAUGGUAACUUCCUUGACCAAUUUCUUCACUCAAACAUAAACAAACGAACAGACGCGUACGGUGGCAGCCCGGAAAAGCGAGCUAGGUUCCCACUGGACCUCCUCUCUGCCGUCGCCAGCGCAAUCGGCCCUUCCAACGUCGGUAUUCGCUUGGAGCCGACGGGAAUCUACAAUCACACCCGCGGUACCGAACGAGUAGAGACUUGGGCCUAUCUCUGCUCCCAAACCGCCCAUACCUACGUCGGCAAAGACCGCUUAUCUUAUGUGCAUUUCAUUGAGCCCCGGCUCGACCGCAUCGAUUCCCAGGCCGAAAAGGAUGGCUUCUAUCGCAAUUGGAGCCUCCGAGAGGUCUCAAAUCUUCAUUUCCGGCAGAUCCUCGAUGGCACGCCCGUCUUCACUUGCGGCGACUGGGGUUCUGGGAAUUUUGAGCAGGCACUGGAGCGUGGAUGGGAUGCAGUUGCGUUUGCCAAAUGGUUCGUGAGCAACCCCGACUUGCCCGCCCGUCUCAUGAACGGCGCUCCGCUGCAUCAUUAUGACCGAAGCCGGUUUGACGGCUCUUGGGACGGUGUGAGAGAGACCGGGUAUGUUGAUUAUCCCACAUUUGAGGAUGAGACUAUUGUCGAACAUGGUCAAGUCACCGAAAAGUGA